AUGCUGCGGCUCCAUGAGGAAGAGGACCAUCGUGGGCGGAUACGCGUUCACCUGGUGGUUCGUCACCGACGUACAGCGGUUAUCGCUGGAGGUGAUGACUCUGAACCCGGUAUGCGAGAGUGUGGAAACGGCACAAGGAGUACCGUUAACGGUUACUGGAGUGGCACAGUGCAAAAUCAUGAAAGCCGACGAAUUGUUGCACACUGCCAGUGAACAGUUUCUUGGAAAGAGGGUUCACGAGACUGUCCACCUUAGAGGGUCACCUUCGAGCUAUAUUAGAAAAUAUUGCUGUGGAUUAAAAACCCAUCUGCAUGAUGCUAAAUCCACAUCAUGUUGGUGUUAA
Mycetomoellerius zeteki is the source of this 343-nucleotide messenger RNA. Its product is annotated as flotillin-2-like. The record is from RefSeq and is a predicted model, not a curated record. The transcript has 2 exons. Bases 14 to 343 code for a protein of 109 amino acids. Gene Ontology annotation, molecular function: protease binding. Lineage: Eukaryota; Metazoa; Arthropoda; Insecta; Hymenoptera; Formicidae. Gene Ontology annotation, biological process: protein localization to plasma membrane; regulation of myoblast differentiation. Gene Ontology annotation, cellular component: cytoplasmic vesicle; plasma membrane; flotillin complex.